AUGGAUUCAGUCGCCUCGACCCUCGCCGCUCAAUACCACAAGGUCAUCGACCCUCUCAAUGCCCGGCCACGCCAGGCAGCCGUGACGACAACAGCGGUCGCGCUAACGCUGUCUCUGGCAUGGGUGCUCAAAGACUUCCACGCGUGGAGGUCUUUCGGUACAGGAGGCACGCCGCCCACGUGGGCCGGGUACUGGCGCAUGACCAAGAUCCGCCUGAACCGCAUGCUGCUGUUCGGCAAGGACGACCUGUGCGACCCGUCUCCGCUCUCGUCCUCGGGACCCCAAUAUCUCGACCCAGCCGCCAUACCGACGCGUGAGGGCCCCAGGCCGGCGAUCAUGGCCCGCACUAUGCCUCAGCGCCAGGUUCCCUACAAGGCCGGCACGGCGGAUGCGGGGGUCGAGGAGCGCGUGAGGACUAUGAUGGCCUCAUUGGCCGCCAAACACCCCUCAAUCCUGGACCUGCGCCCCAGCAAGACCGAGGGCGGGAGUACUGACGCCAUCUACGCGAAGCCGGCCCUCGAAACACUCAACGACAAGGCCAGGGACAACAAACUCCUGGGGACGGAGAUCGCACACGCACACCCUUCCGACGGGAGCCUUCACGUCUGGCUGUCCGAGGCGGACGCUAAGAUCGUAGUCGAGAAGGGCUGGGGCAUGAGGUUCCCACUCAAGUUCAUCGACAAGGGCUGGGCGAUGGUCUAUGCGCCACGCACCAUGGCCGAGGCGGAUGUGGUGGAGCGCAUUGUGCGAGCGGGUAUUGCGUGGGUCAGUGGCGUCGAGGUUUGA
Cladophialophora psammophila CBS 110553 is the source of this 786-nucleotide messenger RNA. RefSeq lists its product as uncharacterized. NCBI's taxonomy places the organism in Eukaryota, Fungi, Ascomycota, Eurotiomycetes, Chaetothyriales, Herpotrichiellaceae. The transcript has a single exon. The record is from RefSeq and is a predicted model, not a curated record. The coding region runs from base 1 to 786 and encodes 261 amino acids.